AUGUGGGGAAAUAGUCCUCCAUUAGAUUUUCAACAAGAAUUUUACAGUUUAAAUGAACAAAAAGAUCAUUCUGAGUCUUUAGAAUUUUUAACUGUUGGCGCUAUAGAUGCAAGACACAUAAUAAAAACCUUAGCAUCAUCUUACCUUCAUCCGAAUCGAGUGAUCAACUUUCAUGCGAUUGAAGCAAGUUUAGAGCACGUUGCGAGAUCUAUUUUGUUGCUUAAUAUCUGUUUACAAAAGGACUUAGGUUUACAAGAAGCAAGUCGUUAUUAUUUAGAAAUAUUAGGAAACACUCUGCUGACGCCGGGAACCGCUAAAUAUUUAACACAAAUUAUUAAUCGAUUAACUGAUGUUACUACUCAAACGAUUCCUUGUCCAUGGUUGAAUCUUGAAUCAUUAAAGUACAAAGAUAGAGACUUAGUUGACGGGAUUUUCAAAUUUUGGAUGCGUGCUGUUUGUGAAGGAGUUCCUCUCGUUGAAUACUGGGAUCGAAGAGUAAGAAAAGCUCUAGGAACUCGGUAUGAUUAUAGGGACGGUGUUUUUGAUUGGGAUUUUCAUAUGGUUUUGCACUCAAGAAAUCUUCCACAUCUAACUCUCCAUGAAUAUAAGUUUUGGAGAAAUAAUGGAGUAGCAUUCACAUGGUUAGAAGCAGAACCUGCACGAAGUAAUCCAACAUUAAUAAGUAAUAUAAUUGCUCAUGGGAAGGGAUUUGUUCAUUAUGCUUAUCUUGGUGAUAUAACAAACGGUCCUUUUUUAACUUGGGCUAUUGAUGAAGCUGAAGAAAAAUCGAAGCUAAGAGCAACUGAUAAAGCUGAAAAACAAAUCAUUAAAUCGAUUUAUCAGAUUAAAACGAAUUCAUCAUGUCCUGAAGAAAUUGUAGCUGCUCAUAGAGAUCCGUCUGUUUUGGAUGGAGUUUUAGUCACAGAAAUGCCAGAUGUUGGAAUUGAACAAGAAGCUUGGGUUUUAGAGAAACAAAAUAAAAGAUCUAAAGAUUCCAAUUUUUGGAUUGAUGCUCCUAAUUUUAAGGUAAACUUUCAUACAGCUUCUAGCUGUGUGAGAUACAAAAACAGGAAUGAAUGGAAGGAAUCUAUCAAUGUUAUUUUUAUAGCACAUAAUUUAAUCAAUCACAUACAAAAUAUAGUUCCUUUGUUGAAAAAAGACGGUAUGUUAAUAGUAGAAACACAAAAAUAUCUUGUUGAAGCUAGAAAAGAACAUCAGAAUAAGUUUACUGAGGAAUUAAAACAAAUUGCAUCUGAUUCAAAUUUAAAAUUAAUCGAACCUUUCAAUCCUCAUCAAGAUAACUUUGCUCGAUUUUAUAAAGAGGAUACGAACCAUAAUUAACAAAAUAAAAGUAAAGAAU
Molecule: messenger RNA, 1360 nt
Organism: Chelonus insularis
Lineage: Eukaryota; Metazoa; Arthropoda; Insecta; Hymenoptera; Braconidae
Gene: Dnaaf3
Product: Dynein axonemal assembly factor 3
Exons: 6
Coding region: 1-1341 (446 amino acids)
Biological process (GO): axonemal dynein complex assembly; motile cilium assembly
Source: RefSeq, a predicted model, not a curated record